GCGCCCCCGGAGCCCCCCGAGCCCCCCGAGCCCCCCGGGCGCGCAGCCGGCCGCUCGCUGGUGCAGCGGGACAUCCAGGCCUUCCUGAACGAGUGCGGCGCCAGCCCCGGGGAGGCGCGCCACUGGCUCACUCAGUUCCAGACCUGCUAUCACUCCGCGGACAAGCCCUUCGCGGUCAUCGAGGUGGACGAGGAGGUACUCAAGUGCCGGCGUGCGGUCACCAGCCUGGCCUUCGCCCUGGCAUUCCUGCAGCGGAUGGACAUGAAGCCGCUAGUAGUCCUCGGGCUGCCCGCCCCCACGGCGCCCUCUGGCUGCCUUUCCUUCUGGGAGGCCAAGGCCCAGCUUGCCCAGCACUGUAAGGUGCUGGUGGAUGAGCUGCGGCACAACGCUGCCACCGCCGUGCCUUUUUUUGGCGGAGGGUCGGUGCUGGGUGCCGCGGAGCCAGCCCCCCAUGCCAGCUACGGCGGCAUCGUCUCGGUGGAGACCGACCUGCUACAGUGGUGCCUGGAGUCGGGCAGCAUCCCCAUCCUGUGCCCCAUCGGGGAGACAACCGCACGCCGCUCCGUGCUCCUCGACUCGCUGGAAGUGACGGCGGCUCUAGCCAAGGCGCUGCAGCCCACCAAAAUCAUCUUCCUCAACACCACAGGAGGCCUGCGCGACAGCAGUCAGAAGGUCCUGAGUAACGUGAACUUGCCCGCCGAUCUGGACCUGGUGACCAACGCUGAGUGGGUGAGCACCAAAGAGCGGCAGCAGAUGCGGCUCAUCGUGGACGUGCUCAGCCGCCUGCCGCACCACUCCUCCGCCGUCAUCACUGCCGCCAGCACGCUACUCACCGAGCUCUUCAGCAACAAGGGGUCGGGGACCCUGUUCAAGAACGCCGAGAGGAUGCUGCGGGUGCGCAGCCUGGACAGCCUGGACCAGAGCCGCCUAGUGAACCUGGUCAAUGCCAGCUUUGGCAAGAAGCUCCGGGAGGACUACUUGGCCUCGCUGCGCCCGCGGCUGCACUCUGUCUACGUCUCUGAGGGGUACAACGCGGCCGCCAUUCUGACCACUGAGCCCGUACUGGGGGGCACCCCCUAUCUCGACAAGUUUGUGGUGAGCUCCAGCCGCCAAGGCCAAGGCUCUGGGCAGAUGUUGUGGGAGUGCCUGCGGCGGGACCUGCAGACGCUUUUCUGGCGCUCCAGGGUCACCAACCCCAUCAAUCCCUGGUACUUCAAACACUGCGAUGGCAGCUUCUCCAACAAGCAGUGGAUCUUCUUCUGGUUUGGCCUGGCUGAUAUCCGGGACUCUUACGAGCUGGUCAACCAUGCCAAGGGGCUGCCGGACUCGUUCUGUAAGCCGGCUUCUGACCCGGGCAGCUGACCCUCACCACCAGCCCUGCAGGCCCUGGGAUAACCAGGGUGAACCCAAAGCCAUGCCUGCUGGAUGUGACUCCCCAGGCAGCUGCAGGCUGGACGAGGCUUGUUGGCUAAGGAUUUGCAGAGGAAGCGGCACCUACUCUACUCUGCCCAGAGGGGCGCGCCCGAGUGGGGACAAGCACAGGAAGAAGGAUGUGCCCAAGAUACCCCCCCACCCUCACCACUGGCUCCAAAGCUAGAACCAGACAGCUUUCAAUUUUUAGUCUAAGGAUCUUGGGGGGUUGGGGGUGGGAGUGGGGGGCUUGCUUUCCAGGUCUCCACUCAGGGAUAACCUUACAGGUGGACCAGGCCCCUGUACUGUUUUGAGGCUCCCUUGCCCAAAAUAUUACCCUCCUUUGCUUGACACCCCACCACUUAUUUUAAUUCUUUUGGGUCUUUCUUCCCAGAAGGAGUCAAUUAAAACACAAAUACUUGUCUGAGAGUCAGCUCACACUUGAAAAGAAAUGAGCAGUGACCCUCUGAGAGCAAGAUCUUGAGGGCCAGGGAGCCAGGGGACUCCGGGGUGGGGGUGGUAAGAGGAGAGCUCAAUGAGAUGGAGUGUCCCCCCAAGAUCAAUGCUGCCACCAUCUCCCUUAGCUGGGUGUCAGCAGCCCCCCCCAAGGGGCUCCCUGACUCUCGAGUUAGGAAGCUUCCUCCAUCCCACAGACCAGAGCAACAGCAGCCGCAGCCCUCUCUCCAGGCGAGGCUCUGAGCCAAGCACGGCCUUGGAUGCUUUCCCCUCGGCCCCACUGGAGGCUGUCUGCAUCUGUGGGAGCGGAAUACCUCAGCCGCUGGGAGCCCAAAGCCAGAGGUUUCGUUCCGCAUUUUUAACCCCCGCGAUGCACCAGGCCCCAUACUGGUCGCUGGGCUACUUUCGACCAGGAGGUACACGGACAAAUAGGGGAAAGACCACUAUGGCCCAGCAGCCCCCCAGAGCGGCCUCUGACUUCCUUCAGGAGACAGCAUGGGGGACACGGCUGUGCCCGGGCAUCAGACAGGCCUGAGCUGGAAUCCAGCCCCAUGCCUGGGGGCAAGCUGCUGGCUUUCUCAGAGGUUCCAUCUCAUCUGUAAGAUGUAAAAGCCUCACAGCGGACACUUUAACAUUAGUUGUCCCCCUUACGCUGCCCUCAGAGAGUUCUUCAAAAGAAAGCAGGAGGGCUGAAAAGGGGAGGAAAAGACAAGCUACAACACAGGGACCCAGGGUAUGGGUCAAAAGCAGACCACAGGAGGGGUCCUGAGCAGGCGGCCAAGGACUGUGGGAACUCUCAGAGAAGGGCAGAGAUCACGGGAGGGCUGAAGUGGAGCUUAAGCAGAUGUGGUGUUUCAAGAAACCCAAGAUCAAUCCCAGCCAAUGGCAAAGUGCCCUGUGGGGAGAACAGAGACGCGAAGCCAAACGUCUAUAUAAAAUGUUUAUUUUUGGA
Suricata suricatta (meerkat) is the source of this 2818-nucleotide messenger RNA. It is a transcript of the gene NAGS, whose product is annotated as N-acetylglutamate synthase. The transcript has 7 exons. The annotation marks the transcript as partial. Gene Ontology annotation, molecular function: acetylglutamate kinase activity; arginine binding; L-glutamate N-acetyltransferase activity, acting on acetyl-CoA as donor. Gene Ontology annotation, cellular component: cytoplasm; mitochondrial matrix. NCBI's taxonomy places the organism in Eukaryota, Metazoa, Chordata, Mammalia, Carnivora, Herpestidae. The record is from RefSeq and is a predicted model, not a curated record. Gene Ontology annotation, biological process: glutamate metabolic process; L-arginine biosynthetic process.